AUGAUGUCACGGUCACCUGGAUCAUUGGAUGGAAGUGACGAUGAAGCCAUCCCAGAAGGCAGUGAAAGUUUUUCUUCCCCCAAUCCCUCAGCUGCUGCUGCUGCUCAAGAGGUCAGAUCAGCCACUGAUGGUAAUACCAGCACCACUCCGCCCACCUCUGCCAAGAAGAGAAAGUUAAACAGCAGCAGCAGUAGCGGCAGUAACAGUAGUAACGAGAGAGAAGACUUUGAUUCCACCUCUUCCUCCUCUUCCACUCUUCCUUUACAACCCAGGGAUUCGGCAUUCCCUUCAACCUCGUCCUUCUCGUGCCUGGGGGUCCCAGGGACUGCUCCCAGCCCCGUACCGAUACAGAAGAAGCUACGUUUUGAAGAUAACCUGGAGUUUGUAGGGUUUGAUACGAAGAUGGCUGAGGAAUCCUCGUCCUCGUCCUCAUCUUCACCAACUGCUGCAACAUCUCAGCAGCAGCAACUUAAAAAUAAGAGUAUACUAAUCUCUACUGUGGCUUCGGUGCAUCACGCAAACGGCCUGGCCAAAUCUUCCACCACCGCCUCUAGCUUUGCUAACAGCAAGCCUGGCUCUGCUAAGAAGUUAGUGAUCAAGAACUUUAAAGAUAAGCCUAAGUUACCAGAAAACUACACGGAUGAAACAUGGCAGAAACUAAAAGAAGCAGUGGAAGCUAUCCAGAAUAGUACUUCAAUUAAGUACAAUUUAGAAGAGCUGUAUCAGGCUGUGGAAAAUCUCUGUUCUUACAAGAUUUCUGCAAACUUGUACAAACAGCUGAGACAGAUUUGUGAAGAUCACAUUAAAGCACAGAUUCAUCAGUUCAGAGAAUAUCCUUUUAAAAACAAAAAACCUUACUCUUUGGAUAGUGUUCUUUUUCUCAAGAAGAUUGAUAGAUGUUGGCAGAACAAUUGUAGACAGAUGAUCAUGAUCAGGAGCAUUUUUUUGUUUCUGGAUAGGACUUACGUUCUUCAGAAUUCAAUGCUACCAUCCAUUUGGGACAUGGGACUGGAGCUAUUUAGGGCUCAUAUUAUAAGUGAUCAGAAAGUCCAGAAUAAGACAAUUGAUGGCAUUCUUCUUUUGAUUGAGAGGGAGAGGAAUGGUGAAGCAAUCGAUAGAAGUUUACUCCGAAGCCUUCUAAGCAUGCUCUCUGAUUUGCAAAUUUAUCAGGAUUCUUUUGAACAACGAUUUUUGGAAGAAACUAACCGACUGUACGCAGCUGAAGGCCAAAAAUUAAUGCAGGAAAGAGAGGUUCCCGAGUACCUUCAUCAUGUUAAUAAACGUCUAGAAGAAGAAGCUGACAGACUUAUUACUUACUUAGAUCAGACCACCCAGAAGUCAUUAAUUGCUACUGUGGAAAAACAACUUCUAGGAGAACACUUAACAGCAAUUCUUCAGAAAGGUUUAAAUAACCUCCUUGAUGAAAACCGAAUUCAAGAUUUAUCUCUCCUGUAUCAGCUCUUCAGUAGAGUUCGAGGUGGCGUUCAGGUUCUCUUACAACAAUGGAUUGAGUACAUUAAGGCAUUUGGUAGCACUAUUGUAAUUAAUCCUGAAAAGGAUAAAACCAUGGUUCAAGAAUUGCUGGAUUUUAAAGAUAAGGUUGACCAUAUAAUUGAUAUCUGUUUCCUGAAGAAUGAAAAAUUUAUCAAUGCUAUGAAAGAAGCAUUUGAAACAUUCAUUAACAAAAGACCAAACAAGCCUGCUGAACUUAUAGCGAAAUAUGUGGAUUCAAAGCUUCGUGCAGGCAACAAAGAAGCUACCGAUGAAGAACUUGAAAAAAUGUUGGAUAAGAUUAUGAUUAUAUUUAGAUUUAUAUAUGGUAAGGAUGUUUUUGAGGCCUUCUAUAAGAAAGAUUUAGCCAAGCGCCUUUUAGUUGGGAAAAGUGCAUCUGUCGAUGCUGAAAAAUCAAUGCUGUCCAAACUUAAACAUGAAUGUGGAGCUGCUUUCACCAGCAAACUUGAAGGAAUGUUUAAAGACAUGGAACUUUCUAAAGACAUCAUGAUUCAGUUCAAACAGUAUAUGCAGAACCAGAAUGUACCUGGGAAUAUUGAAUUAACUGUGAAUAUCCUGACAAUGGGUUACUGGCCAACAUAUGUGCCUAUGGAAGUUCAUUUACCACCAGAGAUGGUAAAACUUCAGGAGAUUUUCAAAACAUUUUACCUUGGCAAACAUAGUGGCAGGAAACUUCAAUGGCAAUCAACUCUAGGACACUGUGUGCUAAAGGCAGAGUUUAAAGAGGGUAAAAAAGAACUCCAGGUCUCUCUUUUUCAAACGCUGGUGCUGCUAAUGUUUAAUGAGGGAGAGGAGUUCAGUUUAGAAGAGAUCAAGCAGGCUACUGGAAUAGAGGAUGGAGAGUUAAGGAGAACAUUGCAGUCAUUGGCCUGUGGCAAAGCCAGAGUUCUGGCGAAAAAUCCAAAGGGUAAAGAUAUCGAAGAUGGUGACAAGUUCAUUUGUAAUGAUGAUUUCAAGCACAAACUUUUCAGGAUAAAGAUCAAUCAAAUUCAGAUGAAAGAAACGGUUGAAGAACAAGCUAGUACCACAGAAAGAGUCUUUCAAGAUAGACAAUAUCAAAUUGAUGCUGCAAUUGUUCGAAUUAUGAAGAUGAGAAAGACACUUAGCCAUAAUCUUCUUGUUUCAGAAGUGUACAACCAGUUGAAAUUUCCCGUCAAGCCUGCUGAUCUUAAGAAGAGAAUAGAAUCCUUAAUUGACCGGGACUACAUGGAGAGAGACAAAGAAAAUCCAAACCAGUACAAUUACAUUGCAUAA
Molecule: messenger RNA, 2766 nt
Organism: Rangifer tarandus platyrhynchus (Svalbard reindeer)
Lineage: Eukaryota; Metazoa; Chordata; Mammalia; Artiodactyla; Cervidae
Source: the annotation of a GenBank genome assembly